Tetrahymena thermophila SB210 is the source of this 1206-nucleotide messenger RNA. RefSeq names its product CDP-alcohol phosphatidyltransferase. The record is from RefSeq and is a predicted model, not a curated record. Gene Ontology annotation, molecular function: phosphotransferase activity, for other substituted phosphate groups. NCBI's taxonomy places the organism in Eukaryota, Ciliophora, Oligohymenophorea, Hymenostomatida, Tetrahymenidae. The transcript has 2 exons. Gene Ontology annotation, biological process: phospholipid biosynthetic process. Gene Ontology annotation, cellular component: membrane.
AUGUUUGGAACAAAAUUUUAUAUAUCUACUCAAGGUGAGGAUGGAGUUAAAAAUUUUAAAUAUAAAGGAGGAAGCGACUCAAUUCUUUACACUUAUCUAUGGUCUCCGUUGUGUAAUUGGAUAGUGGAAAAUUGGGUACCUAAGUGGAUUGCUCCGAAUGUUAUUACAACAAUAGGUUUUCUAAUCCAUGUUUUUGUCCAUUUAUUGGUAAUGUUCUACAGUCCCAAUUUGCAAAAUAACUUACCCUCCUGGGUUUGUAUAUUGAUGGGAUUCGCUUUAUUUUCAUACUAAAUAUUAGAUAAUCUAGAUGGAAAAUAGGCUAGAGCUACUGGUAGUUCUUCUCCUUUAGGAAUGCUUUUUGAUCAUGGGUGUGAUGCUGUAGCAACAUGGAUGGUAGUUAUGAAUACUUUAGCAAUUCUUUAAAUAUAAAGCAUUAGGUUUUAAUAUUAUGUUAUUCUUUUUAUUGGUCUGGUCCCAUUCUACUUUGCUAUGUGGAGCUAAUAUCAUUUAGGCGUUUUUAGAUUAGGAUAUAUUAAUGCAGUGGAUGAAGGUUUACUUUUCACUGAGAUAUUGUAUGUUGCUACAGGCAUAUUUGGUUAGUAGAUUUGGUCUUACAAAAUUGAAUUUUUAGGUUUUACAACUGCAGAAGCUAUGCUGAUUUCUACAUUUUUUAUGUCAGUUUUACAAAUUAUAUAGUUCUCAAAUGAUUUAUACAAAACUGUGCCAUUUAUCAAGUUUUUAGAUGCUCUCAAACUUCAUUCUUGCACUAUUUUGCUGAUUAUAACUUUUAUAUCAGCUGACAUAUUUAUAGGAUUAGAUUUUAUUUCUUAACAUUUCCUUUUGUUUAUCUACUCUCUUUGCUUUGCAUGGUCGAAGAUAAUAGGUCAUAUCUAAUUGGCACAUAUAACUGAAGAAAAGUUCGAUUAAUGGAGAUAUAGCUAUUUGUUUGUGAAUGCCUCUUAUAUACUAGGCGGUUUCUAUUGCUAUUUAACUGGUUCCUCUUUAUCAAAUUUAGUUUACCUUAUUUAUUUAAAUUUUUUUAUAGCUUUCGUUUGCUAUACUCACUUUGUUUACUGUGUAUUCAACCACUUAGCAGAUAUUUUAGGGAUUUACAUUUUUAGAAUAGGAAAGAGAGAAAAUAGCUUAAUAAACGAAAAGGGAUUUAUCUCUUUAACUAAAGAAGAUGUUUCAUCAUCAUCUUAAUGA